Messenger RNA from Salarias fasciatus (jewelled blenny), 1006 nucleotides. It is a transcript of the gene ndfip1l, whose product is annotated as Nedd4 family interacting protein 1, like. Gene Ontology annotation, biological process: metal ion transport; positive regulation of protein ubiquitination; ubiquitin-dependent protein catabolic process. The record is from RefSeq and is a predicted model, not a curated record. The transcript is spliced from 8 exons. The coding region runs from base 157 to 852 and encodes 231 amino acids. NCBI's taxonomy places the organism in Eukaryota, Metazoa, Chordata, Actinopteri, Blenniiformes, Blenniidae. Gene Ontology annotation, cellular component: perinuclear region of cytoplasm; Golgi apparatus; endoplasmic reticulum. Gene Ontology annotation, molecular function: WW domain binding.
CUUUGCUGACAGCAGGGACUUCACGCGGAGAGGAGUAGCUUUCCAUUGUGGCGAGCAUUGAGUUUACAGUUUUACUGUUAUAUAAUUCGGUCCGCGCUCGGUGUCUUGGCGGCGUGUUCCUCCUCGGGUGUCGAUAACCAGCCGUCAGAAGCCGGAAUGGCCGAGCCGAGCGCCAGAUAUCAGCAGCUCCCCAAUGAGGAAGAUCCAGAAGAGAGUCCACAGAUGGCCGCUGAUGCUCCCCCACCAUACAGCAGCAUCGCAGCGGACAAUUCUGCUUAUUUUGACUACAAGGAAGAUGGGGUUUUCCCGAAGCCUCCAUCAUACAAUGUAGCAACAACGCUGCCUUCAUAUGACGAAGCAGAGCGAACCAAGGCUGAGAGCACCGUUCCCCUGGUUACCGGAAGACAGCAGCCUCAGCACAGGGAACGCCUGGAGACUUUUGACGAUGUAAUUCGCAGUUCACUGGAGGAUGAAGACUUUGUGACCAGAGAUGACUUUGAAGAUGCCGAUCAGCUGAGGAUAGGAAAUGAUGGCAUCUUCAUGCUCACCUUCUUCAUGGCAUUCCUGUUCAACUGGAUUGGGUUUUUCCUGUCUUUCUGCCUGACCACCUCAGCGGCCGGCCGCUAUGGAGCCAUCUCUGGCUUUGGUCUGUCUCUCAUCAAAUGGAUCCUCAUAGUCCGGUUCUCCACAUACUUCCCUGGUUACUUUGAUGGACAGUACUGGCUGUGGUGGGUGUUCCUGGUGUUGGGUUUUUUGCUUUUCCUUCGGGGAUUCAUCAACUAUGCCAGAAUCCGGAAGAUGGCCGACACUUUCUCCACCCUGCCCCGCACUCGAGUCCUCUUCAUUUACUGAUUCCACAAAGCCACCACUUUCCUCCAUGGUGUUUUCUUUCUUUUAAUUUUUUUUUUUUUUUUUUUUAAAUAGAGACAUUAUGUCUGGCGUUAUCCAAUCAGAAAGGGAGAGAAGGACAGUACAACAUCUUUUCUCCCGUCUUGGUGUAAAAACA